Messenger RNA from Triticum dicoccoides, 318 nucleotides. Its product is annotated as serine/threonine/tyrosine-protein kinase HT1-like. Bases 49 to 318 code for a protein of 89 amino acids. The record is from RefSeq and is a predicted model, not a curated record. The transcript is spliced from 2 exons. NCBI's taxonomy places the organism in Eukaryota, Viridiplantae, Streptophyta, Magnoliopsida, Poales, Poaceae. Gene Ontology annotation, molecular function: protein serine/threonine kinase activity. Gene Ontology annotation, biological process: protein phosphorylation. Gene Ontology annotation, cellular component: plasma membrane.
GACGUCUACAGCUACGGGAUCUGCCUUUGGGAGGUGUACUGCUGCGACAUGCCGUACGCGGACCUGAGCUUCUCGGAGGUCACGUCCGCUGUUGUUCGUCAGAACCUGAGGCCGGAGAUCCCGCGGUGCUGCCCGAGCGCGUUUGCGAACGUGAUGAAGCGGUGCUGGGACGAGAACCCCGACAAGCGGCCGGAGAUGGCGGAGGUGGUGACGAUGCUGGAGGCGAUCGACACGUCCAAGGGCGGGGGCAUGAUCCCCGUGGACCAGGCGCGCGGCAUCGGGUGCCUCUCCUGCCUCAGGCCGCGCAGGGGGGCCUGA